UUGCCGCUGUCUGUACUUUGACACUGAUAGAAGUGGAAGAUUUUUUGUCUGUGGACGCUGACUACGGUUUAUCUUCAGCCCGUUGUAUUCACUGUCAUAUAUGUCAUGGCGCAAGAAAAUCUUUCCGUGGUGCUGCACAGCCAGGGGGACCUCAGGCUGGAGAAGCGUCCCGUCCCGGAGCCAGGACCUAAUGAGGUUUUGCUCCAGAUGCACUCUGUUGGAAUCUGUGGAUCAGAUGUUCACUACUGGCAGCACGGCAGAAUUGGGGACUUUGUGGUCACAAAACCAAUGGUGCUGGGGCACGAGGCGUCAGGGCGGGUGGUGAAGGUCGGAUCAGCAGUAAAACACCUUAAAGUAGGUGACAGAGUGGCCAUCGAGCCUGGUGUGCCCCGCGAGAUGGACGAGUUCUUCAAAAACGGACGAUAUAACUUGUCUCCUACCAUCUUCUUCUGUGCCACACCCCCCGACGAUGGAAAUCUGUGCCGAUACUACAAGCACAGUGCCAACUUCUGCUACAAACUGCCCGAUAAUGUGACAUUUGAGGAGGGAGCUUUAAUUGAACCUUUGUCUGUGGGGAUACACGCCUGUCGCAGAGCCGGCCUAACCCUCGGCAGCACUGUGCUCAUCUGUGGUGCAGGACCUAUUGGGUUGGUCUGUUUGCUUGUGGCUAAGGCAAUGGGGGCCUCGCAGGUCGUCAUCACCGAUCUGUCCCCAGAGCGUCUGACAAUGGCCAAAGAGCUGGGGGCAGACUUCCAGCUGACAGUGAAGAGAGGCGAUGGACCCCAGCAGCUGGCCAAGAGUGUGGAGGACAUGCUGGGCGCUCAGCCGAACAUCACUAUUGAAUGCACUGGUGUUGAGAGCAGCAUUCAAACUGCCAUCUAUGCCACACGCUCAGGAGGCGUGGUGGUGCUGGUGGGCCUCAGCUCUGGGAUGGCCACUGUUCCUCUGAUCAAUGCCGCCGUAAGAGAAGUGGACAUCAGAGGGGUUUUCCGCUACUGCAAUACCUGGCCGAUGGCUAUAGCCAUGUUGGCGUCGGGUAAAGUGAAUGUGAAGCCCCUCGUGACCCACCGUUUCCCUCUGGAGCAGGCAGUCCAGGCCUUUGAGACCACGCGUCAGGGUCUCGGGAUAAAGGUCAUGUUAAAGUGUGACCAGAACGACCAGAAGCCCUGAUCUGACCCGCUGCAGUGAGACAAACCUGACAGACACAAGCUGGACAUUGACCCUGAGAAAGAUAACAGAGCUAGUUCAAAGAGACACACUAAUAACAGGCAGCACCGUGACAGACAGCGGACUGCAGGUCAGAGAUGAAAUUAGCUUCAAAUGGUGCGAAUAAUUAUUUUAGGAUGCUCUAUAUUGUUUUAUAACCAACAUUUUGUUUUAUGAUUGUAUAUGAUUUACCACUGUGCUCCGUUUUAAAUUUCUUAUAAUUUUACAUGUGGCUACUGUGCUAAAAAGGAAAUCCUUAAAUAA
Molecule: messenger RNA, 1470 nt
Organism: Chelmon rostratus (copperband butterflyfish)
Lineage: Eukaryota; Metazoa; Chordata; Actinopteri; Chaetodontiformes; Chaetodontidae
Gene: sord
Product: sorbitol dehydrogenase
Exons: 9
Coding region: 106-1170 (354 amino acids)
Biological process (GO): D-sorbitol catabolic process
Molecular function (GO): zinc ion binding; L-iditol 2-dehydrogenase (NAD+) activity
Source: RefSeq, a predicted model, not a curated record